CGGGUUUUGUUGUGCAAACCUGGCAACCCUGCACAUAAGUCAUUUUAAAACCAGAUUUCUGUUGGUUACCGCGGCAAAUGCCUGACCAACUCGAACUCGUUGCAAAAUCGACAUGGGGAAAAUGGUUCAUCCACACUCCAUUGAAAUAACAGGAUUUCGUCCGCAAAAAUGUGACGAACAACGGUAAAUGUUAUGUGACGCACUAACUGGCCAUUUUUGUCCGAAAAUGAAGUUAUUAAAAUUAAAAUGGUCACUUAUGUAGACAUAUAAAGCAAUAGGCUAUCACAUUAGGCUACUAAAUAUAACAAGUUCUGGUGUGAUUGCUUACAAACACAACUAUUACUAAUACAAACAUUAUCUAAAUCAAGGUUGGAGACGGCUAUUUGUGGCAGCUUUGACUUUGUCAUAGGCUAUGAAACUAAUAAAACCGUUUCUCAGAUCUGAAGGAGGAACUAGACUGAGCUUCAUCGCCUCUAAGAUUAGAUGAUGUGCAAAACAAAGUCAAGAUAUUGAAACUAGAGAGCGGCAGCAUCUUAUCCAAACUAUCUCCAUGUCAAAUUACAGUUGGGUGGCUGCAGUUCUUGCGCUCGGAUUGGAGUUGUUCUCGGUGGGAGGGUAGGGUAGGGUGGGGUGGGGGUCCGUUGCUGAUGCUGGGCAGAUUGCGUUUAUCUCCGCAUCUCUGCUCCGUUACCCUUAAUGCUGCCACUGGAUGGCUGCGCGUCGCAGUUCGACGUGAGAUCAUUUAUUGAGGGCUUCAUCUGAUUUCAUCUGAUUGAAAGAGAAAAAGCAAACAAACAUGACAGACAGUACGACUUCUGAUCCAUGCUCUGUUCCCAAUCCGACUAUUGUGGACCCGUCGGCUUUGCGAAACGGACAAUGCGCCGCUGCCCAGGAUCCGAACCUACCCAAAAGAGGGAGCCAGGGCGAUCCUUUCAAUAUGGACCGGGACCAGGAGAUGAAAAUUACAGAUAGCGUUGAGGGCCAAGGUCUCUUGGAGAGCAGCAUGCGCCUGAAGCCUCAUGAGGCUCAGAGUUACAGGAAGAAAGCUCUGUGGGUGUCCUGGAUUUCCAUUGUGGUGACGCUCAUCCUGGCUGUGGCAGGUUUCACUGUAUCCUUCAUGAGACACAGUGCAUCAGCUUUUGGAUUUGCUUUUGAUGCGACGUUAGAUGUUCUUUCCUCCAUUAUAGUGCUGUGGCGCUAUAGCAACGCUGCAGCAGUGCACUCUGCCCAUAGAGAAUACAUAGCAUGUGUGAUCCUGGGAGUGAUUUUCAUCUUGUCGUCUUUGUGUAUUUUGGGGAAGGCCAUCCAUGAUCUGGCCACCAAACUUCUUCCUGAAGUGGAUGACUUCCUGUUCAGCGUUUCCAUCGUCAGUGGCCUCAUGUGUGUCAUUCUUGCGGUUGCCAAGUUCAUGCUGGGAAGGGUUUUGACCAGCAGAGCCCUAAUCACUGAUGGCUUCAAUUCAAUGGUUGGAGGCGUCAUGGGCUUUUCCAUCCUCAUUAGUGCUGAGGUGUUUAGACAUUAUCCCACCAUUUGGUACCUUGAUGGAACCAUUGGGGUCCUGAUUGGACUCAUUAUUCUAGCUUAUGGGGUCAAGCUAUUAGUUGACAUGGUACCACGAGUAAGACAAACUCGAAACUAUGAGCGCUUUGAGUAAUGCUGGUUCAGAGAGAAAAAGGCAUUGUAUGGAUCCAUCCACUCCUUUCUGCUCCUGCUGCUCUCUCAACACACACAAUACCAAAAUACAUCCAGGAAUAAAGUCUGCUGGCAGCCAAUUCAGCAUCAGGUACUUGUAGAAUCAUCACUCCGAUCAGCUCCUGAUGUCCUCUUUCACUCAGCACAACAUUUAAAAGGAAGGAGGAAGGGGAAUGAGCUGCUCAACGGAUCGGUGUCACUCCAGGCACUCAAACAUUUAUACUAUCAUCAUGCUUUGGUCACAUCCAUGAAAUUCAUUUCUGUUAUAUUCUAUGUUCUUUGUAUCACUAUUUAGUUUUUAAAUGAUGGAAGGAAAACUUUAAUUUAUACUCUUUGUUUAAUGAAAAAUCAUGUGUAUUUAUAACCACACAACUCUUAUAAUGCAUUUUAGCUCAGUUUUAGAGGUAAUUAUAGCUAUCACCAUGUAAGGUGUGUUUAUAUUUUACUGUACAGUAUUGUAAAUAACCUCUCAGGCUACAGAUCAGCCACAUUUCCAGUGUAGAGGUAAUACACAUUUCAGUGAAGAAAGCACACCGGAAUUUCCAGAGGUAGGCACAAAUACACUGUAGGCUAAAGACCUCUCAGAACCACAGUUCAGGGUCAGCAAGAUAAUAAUAUGUGACCCUGGACCACAAAACCAGUCAUAAGUCGCACGGGUAUAUUUGUAGCAAUAGCCAACAACACAUUGUAUGGGUCAAAAUUAUUGAUUUUUCUUUUAUGCCAAAAAUUAUUCGGA
Molecule: messenger RNA, 2428 nt
Organism: Megalobrama amblycephala (Wuchang bream)
Lineage: Eukaryota; Metazoa; Chordata; Actinopteri; Cypriniformes; Xenocyprididae
Gene: tmem163a
Product: transmembrane protein 163a
Exons: 8
Coding region: 797-1654 (285 amino acids)
Cellular component (GO): synaptic vesicle membrane
Molecular function (GO): zinc ion binding
Source: RefSeq, a predicted model, not a curated record